CACGCUGCAGCAAAGAAAACUAAUAUUUCUGUUAAUUUUACAAUACAUAUGCAAUGAGUGACGUGGCUGACUUUCCUAAAUCGAGGAGUUGGGUGUGGAAUGAUCAUCGUGGCGAGCUGGUUAAGAUCAGGCAAGAUGGCCGACCCGCCAGUCCCUCCGCCUCUUCUUCGACUUCUAGAAGGUUCUCUUGUACUGUCGGCCAUCGGAGCGUCAACAGGACCCUGUUACUCUCGAAGCGCCUGGUGGAGGCCGAGUACGGGCGCCUCGACCCUGAAGAGUGGGAAAGUCUGCCCUCCGCCCACGUCACCUUCAGGGACUGCUUGAAGGUCGCCCUCCACCUCCAGGCCACGCAGACGAUCUUCUCCAAGAUGUUCCUCGAUAUUGUGCGGCUGGAGAAGGUACAAGAACUCCUGUGGCAGUUGGUGAGGUAUUUCGGAGAGCUGUUCCUGCAGGCGGACCUCAUUCGGGGGAUCGAACCUCCUGCAGUAGGGAACCAGAAGUCCCUGCAGAUGAGGUGGGAGAGGCGGCUGUCAGCUGUCCUGGACCCCUUGGCCUCUACGUACGGCCUCCUGGUGCUCGGACACGGGCUGGAGAACCUGCACCACAUGAAGCGCGGCCGGAGCCUACACAGCUACGGCUCGCGAGACAACAGCAUCUUCGAACGCCUUUACGAACUCUGCGAACUCCUCGUCUGGAUCGUGUUCCGCCGCCGUGACCGUCCCGUCGUGCACGCGGAGAUCACGAGGCUGUUCCGGGGCGAAGUGAACCUGGAACAGCAGCAGCAGCAGCAGCUCCAGCAGCAGCAGCAGCAGCAGCACAGCCAGGUGUCGUAUCAUCAUCACCUGGACGAUCCGCUCGAACAGAGGCCGAAGCACAGGAAGAAGGGGCCGGCGCUUUCGAAGAUUGUCCAAGAGAGCUCUGGGCUGAUGGUUCGAAAGGUGCCUGACAUGACACUCACCCAGACGAUCACGUCCUCUUCAGAUGCCCUGCCUGCUCUCACCUAUGAUAACGAGGACGACAUACUGAGUACUCAAGGUUUAUGGCUCAUCGGGGCAAAAAGGGCAGAUCUGAACGAGUACUUGGAACCCGCUGUUCAAGAGAUAGAUCAGCUGAGUCUGCUUGACUGAAGUAAUUGCUUAGUAAUAGUUUUAUCAACCUUGAACGAAAUUACU
This is a messenger RNA of Penaeus vannamei (Pacific white shrimp), 1172 nucleotides long. Its product is annotated as protein phosphatase 1 regulatory subunit 36. Gene Ontology annotation, biological process: negative regulation of phosphatase activity. Lineage: Eukaryota; Metazoa; Arthropoda; Malacostraca; Decapoda; Penaeidae. The record is from RefSeq and is a predicted model, not a curated record. Gene Ontology annotation, molecular function: phosphatase binding.